Arvicola amphibius (Eurasian water vole) is the source of this 9710-nucleotide messenger RNA. It is a transcript of the gene Pikfyve, whose product is annotated as phosphoinositide kinase, FYVE-type zinc finger containing. The record is from RefSeq and is a predicted model, not a curated record. The coding region runs from base 160 to 6486 and encodes 2108 amino acids. The transcript is spliced from 43 exons. Gene Ontology annotation, biological process: phosphatidylinositol metabolic process; intracellular signal transduction. NCBI's taxonomy places the organism in Eukaryota, Metazoa, Chordata, Mammalia, Rodentia, Cricetidae. Gene Ontology annotation, molecular function: ATP binding; metal ion binding; 1-phosphatidylinositol-3-phosphate 5-kinase activity.
AGCCGCAGCUACCGCGUAAACCUCUUCUCCGAGCCACCGCCGGCCGCCUGGGAGAAGCCGGCGUUGCUCUUGGCGGCGGCUUCGGGCGGAGCAGGGUGAAGAGGAGGCCGGGGUGGCGGGAGGCCGGCGGGGCCGGCGCGGGAGGCGAAGACUCAUGCCAUGGCCACAGAUGAGAAGAGCUCCCCGACACUGGAGUCUGCCCGCCAUCCGCCCCACUCGACCACUAGUCCGUCUCACCUCACGCAUUUCAAACCCUUGACCCCUGACCAGGAUGAGCCCCCCUUCAAGUCAGCAUACAGUUCUUUUGUAAAUCUUUUCCGUUUUAACAAAGAGAGGGGAGAAGGGGGCCAAGGAGAGCAGCCGUCUCCGAGUGCAGGUUGGUCCAGCCCUCAGAUCCCUUCGAGGACACAGUCUGUGAAGUCGCCUGUACCUUAUAAAAAGCAGCUUAACGAGGAGCUCCAGCGGCGCUCUUCAGUGCUAGCAGAGAACACUUUGCCACAUCCCCAGGAGAACACAGACUCAAGAAGGAAAGUAGAACCAGCCUUUGGAGGUCAUGACCCACGUACAGCUGUUCAGCUUCGAAGCCUCAGCACAGUAUUGAAGCGCCUCAAGGAAAUCAUGGAAGGGAAGAGCCAGGACAGUGACCUGAAGCAGUACUGGAUGCCAGACAGCCAGUGCAGAGAGUGCUACGACUGCAGUGAGAAAUUCACCACCUUCAGGCGCAGGCACCACUGCAGACUGUGUGGACAGAUUUUCUGUAGUCGUUGUUGUAAUCAAGAAAUCCCUGGAAAGUUUAUGGGCUACACAGGAGACCUCCGAGCAUGCACAUACUGCAGGAAAAUAGCCUUAAGCUAUGCUCAUUCCACAGACAGCAGCUCCAUUGGGGAAGACUUGAAUGCUCUUUCAGAUUCAACUUGCUCUGUGUCCACACUUGAUCCCAGUGAACCUCGGACACCUGUUGGGAGCAGAAAAGCUAGUCGUAACAUAUUUUUAGAGGAUGAUUUAGCCUGGCAAAGCUUGGCCCAUCCGGACUCCUCAAGCAGCGCCCUUUCAACAAGACUCGCUUCUGUCCAGGAGGACGCCGGGAAGUCUCCCGCGCGGAACAGAUCAGCCAGCAUUACUAAUCUGUCACUGGAUCGAUCUGGUUCUCCUAUGGUUCCUUCAUAUGAGACAUCUGUCAGUCCCCAGGCUAACCGAACCUACGUUAGAACAGAGACUACUGAGGAUGAACGCAAAAUUCUUCUGGACAGUGUCCAGCUAAAAGAGCUGUGGAAGAAGAUCUGCCAUCACAGCAGCGGGAUGGAGUUCCAGGAUCACCGCUACUGGCUGAGAACACAUCCCAACUGCAUUGUUGGAAAGGAGUUAGUCAACUGGCUAAUCAGAAAUGGACACAUUGCUACAAGGGCACAAGCGAUAGCAAUUGGACAAGCGAUGGUUGAUGGACGUUGGCUGGAUUGUGUCAGUCAUCACGACCAGCUUUUCAGGGACGAGUAUGCUCUGUACAGACCGUUGCAGAGUACCGAGUUUUCUGAAACACCUUCUCCGGACAGCGACUCGGUGAACUCUGUGGAAGGACACUCUGAACCAUCCUGGUUUAAAGACAUAAAAUUUGAUGAUAGUGACACAGAACAGAUUGCUGAAGAAGGCGACGAUAAUUUGGCUAAUUCUGCCAGUCCUAGCAAGCGCACCUCAGUCAGCAGUUUCCAGUCCACAGUGGACAGUGACUCAGCCGCUUCUAUCAGCCUGAACGUGGAGCUGGACAACGUGAACUUCCAUAUCAAGAAGCCCUCCAAGUACCCACAUGUGCCCCCUCACCCUGCUGACCAAAAAGAGUAUUUGGUUUCUGACACUGGAGGACAGCAGCUCUCAAUAAGUGAUGCCUUCAUCAAAGAAUCUUUGUUUAAUCGUCGAGUAGAGGAAAAAUCCAAAGAACUGCCUUUUACCCCUUUGGGCUGGCAUCAUAACAACCUGGAGCUCUUGCGGGAGGAGAAUGAGGAGAAGCAAGCCAUGGAAAGGCUGCUCUCAGCUAAUCAUAACCACAUGAUGGCACUCCUCCAGCAGUUGCUUCACAACGAUUCAUUGUCAUCGUCUUGGAGGGACAUCAUUGUGUCCCUAGUCUGCCAGGUUGUUCAGACAGUCCGACCUGAUGUUAAGCACCAGGAUGAUGACAUGGAUAUCCGCCAGUUUGUCCACAUCAAGAAGAUUCCAGGUGGAAAGAAAUUUGAUUCUGUGGUUGUCAAUGGCUUUGUCUGUACCAAGAACAUUGCACAUAAAAAGAUGAAUUCUUGUAUUAAAAAUCCCAAAAUCCUUCUGUUGAAGUGUUCCAUUGAGUAUCUCUAUAGAGAAGAAACUAAGUUUACUUGCAUUGAUCCUAUUGUGCUUCAGGAAAGGGAAUUCUUGAAGAAUUAUGUUCAACGGAUAGUUGAUGUUCGACCCACAUUGGUUCUAGUUGAGAAAACAGUAUCUCGGAUUGCUCAGGACAUGUUACUGGAACAUGGCAUUACUCUGGUCAUUAAUGUAAAGUCACAAGUUUUAGAACGAAUCAGUCGAAUGACCCAAGGUGAUUUAGUGGUGUCCAUGGACCAGCUGCUCACUAAACCACAUCUGGGCACUUGCCACAAAUUUUAUAUGCAGAUAUUUCAGUUACCCAAUGAACAAACCAAAACACUGAUGUUUUUUGAAGGCUGUCCACAGCACCUAGGAUGUACAAUCAAGCUCAGAGGAGGCUCCGAUUAUGAGCUGGCUCGAGUUAAGGAGAUCCUAAUAUUUAUGAUCUGUGUAGCUUAUCAUUCUCAACUAGAAAUCUCCUUUCUCAUGGAUGAGUUUGCUAUGCCUCCAACUUUAAUGCAAAGCCCUUCAUUCCAUUCUCUGUCUGAGGGCCGAGGGGAAGAGGGAGUGCCUCAGGAGCAGUACAGUGGCAGUUCCCUUCCCCAGGACCCAGAGUGCCCUCCUGACUCCCUGUCUUCUGAUGAUAGCACUUUGUUGGAAUCAAGGAUUACGCUUGAGAAGGGUGAGCAGGACAGUAAAGGUGUUUCCCAGGCGGUUGCCUCUGUGAAACAUCAAGAUUAUACUGCACCCGCUUGCCCAGCAGGUAUUCCCUGUGCUCUCUUUGCGUUGGUACCUGAAUCCUUGUUGCCUCUCCAUAUGGAUCAACAGGAUGCUAUAGGAAAUGAAGAGCCAGAGACAUCACAGCAAACAGAUGAACAGGAUCCCAAAAGCCAGAUAAGAGCCUUUAGAGACCCCCUACAGGAUGACACUGGGAUGUACAUUACUGAGGAAAUCACCUCCUCUGAAGAUAAACGAAAGACUUACUCUUUGACAUUUAAACAAGAAUUAAAAGAUGUGAUCCUCUGUAUCUCUCCAGUUAUUACAUUCCGGGAACCUUUCCUUUUAACAGAAAAGGGGAUGAGGUGCUCAACUCGAGAUUAUUUUCCAGAGCAGAUUUACUGGUCUCCUCUCCUCAACAAAGAGGUGAAGGAAAUGGCGCUCAGGAGGAAGAAACAGCUGCUCAGGGAUCUCUCUGGACUUCAGGGCAUGAAUGGCAGUGUUCAGGCCAAGUCUAUUCAAGUCUUACCCUCACAUGAGCUAGUGAGCACCAGGAUUGCCGAGCAUCUGGGUGAUAGCCAGAGCUUGGGCAGAAUGCUGGCUGAUUAUCGAGCUAGAGGAGGAAGAAUUCAGUCAAAACAUUUGGACCCUUUUGUGCAUUCAAAAGAUGCAUCAUGUGCUUCAGGGUGCAAGUCGGGAAACAAGACUGAGGGCGAUGAAGAGAGGGGCUCGGUCCCAGGCGAUGCCGUGUGGGCGACAAAGGUGGACUGCCUGAACCCUGCCAACCACCAGCGGCUCUGUGUCCUCUUCAGCAGCUCCUCGGCCCAGUCCAGCAAUGCCCCCAGCGCCUGUGUCAGCCCUUGGAUUGUAACAAUGGAAUUUUAUGGAAAGAAUGAUCUUACACUGGGAAUAUUUUUAGAAAGAUACUGUUUCAGGCCGUCUUACCAGUGCCCUAGCAUGUUCUGCGACACCCCCAUGGUACACCACAUUCGACGCUUUGUUCACGGCCAGGGCUGUGUGCAGAUAAUCCUCAAGGAGCUGGACUCUCCAGUGCCUGGGUAUCAACAUACAAUUCUCACAUACUCCUGGUGCAGAGUCUGCAAACAAGUAACACCAGUUGUUGCUCUUUCAAAUGAAUCCUGGUCUAUGUCAUUUGCAAAGUACCUUGAACUUCGGUUUUAUGGGCACCAGUACACACGCAGAGCCAAUGCUGAGCCAUGUGGUCACUCUAUCCACCAUGAUUAUCACCAGUAUUUCUCUUAUAACCAGAUGGUGGCAUCCUUCAGUUAUUCUCCUAUUCGGCUUCUUGAAGUGUGUGUUCCACUACCAAAAAUAUUCAUUAAACGUCAAGCCCCACUGAAAGUGUCCCUUCUCCAGGACCUCAAGGACUUUUUUCAGAAAGUUUCACAGGUAUACCAAGCUGUUGAUGAAAGACUUGCAUCCUUGAAAACGGAUACAUUUAGCAAAACAAGAGAGGAAAAAAUGGAAGAUAUUUUUGCACAAAAAGAGAUGGAGGAGGGUGAGUUCAAGAACUGGACUGAGAAGAUGCAAGCAAGGCUUAUGUCCUCCUCUGUGGAUGCCCCUCAGCAGCUGCAGUCCAUCUUUGAGUCCCUCAUAGCCAAGAAGCAGAGUCUCUGUGAGGUGCUGCAAGCGUGGAACAGCAGGUUGCAGGACCUUUUCCAGCAGGAAAAAGGUAGAAAGAGGCCUUCGGUUCCUCCCAGUCCUGGGAGACUGAGACAAGGUGAAGAAAGCAAGAUAAGUGCACUUGACACAUCUCCAAGGAAUAUUUCUCCAGGACUUCACAGUGGAGAAAAAGAGGAUCGCUUCUUGACGACCCUGUCCAGCCAGAGUUCCACCAGCUCUACCCAUCUCCAGCUGCCAACUCCUCCUGAGGCCCUGGCUGAGCAGCUAAUGGGAGGGCCCUCCGACCUGGACACAGCCAGUGGCUCUGAAGAUGUAUUUGAUGGGCAUUUACUGGGAUCCACAGACAGCCAGGUGAAGGAAAAGUCAACCAUGAAAGCCAUCUUUGCUAAUUUGCUUCCAGGAAACAGCUAUAAUCCCAUUCCAUUUCCUUUUGAUCCAGAUAAACACUACUUAAUGUAUGAACAUGAACGGGUGCCCAUUGCUGUCUGUGAGAAAGAGCCCAGCUCCAUCAUUGCGUUUGCACUCAGUUGUAGAGAAUACCGAAAUGCCUUAGAGGAACUGUCCAAGGCAGCUCUGUGGGACAGCGCUGAAGAAGGGCCUCCAGCGAAUAGUGCUUUAGAUAACAGACCAAAGAGUAGCAGCCCCAUUAGAUUACCGGAAAUUAGUGGAGGACAGACAAACCGUACAAUAGAAGCAGAACCUCAACCAACCAAAAAAGCUUCAGGAAUGUUGUCCUUCUUCAGAGGAACGUCAGGGAAGAGCCCUGAUCUCUCUUCUCAGAAGAGGGAGACUUUACGUGGGGCCGACAGUGCUUACUACCAGGUGGGGCAGACCGGCAAAGAGGGGAUGGAGAGCCAAGGCGGGGAGCCUCAAGAUGAGGUAGAUGGAGGAGACACACAGAAAAAACAACUCACAAAUCCUCAUGUGGAGCUUCAAUUUUCGGAUGCAAAUGCUAAGUUUUACUGUCGGCUGUACUACGCGGGAGAGUUUCAUAAGAUGCGGGAGGUGGUUCUGGGGAGCAGUGAAGAAGAUUUCAUCCGCUCCCUUUCUCAUUCCUCACCCUGGCAGGCCCGGGGAGGCAAGUCAGGAGCUGCAUUCUACGCCACGGAAGAUGACAGAUUCAUUCUGAAGCAGAUGCCUCGUCUGGAAGUGCAGUCUUUCCUGGACUUCGCCCCACACUACUUCAGUUACAUCACAAGUGCUGUCCAACAGAAGAGGCCCACUGCUUUGGCCAAAAUUCUUGGAGUUUACAGAAUUGGUUAUAAGAACUCUCAAAACAACACUGAGAAGAAGUUAGAUCUCCUUGUCAUGGAAAAUCUUUUCUAUGGGAGAAAGAUGGCGCAGGUUUUUGAUCUGAAAGGUUCACUUAGGAAUCGAAAUGUAAAAACUGACACUGGGAAAGAGAGUUGUGAUGUAGUUCUGCUGGAUGAGAACCUCCUAAAGAUGGUUCGUGACAACCCUCUGUAUAUUCGUUCCCAUUCCAAAUCUGUGCUGAGAACCUCCAUCCAUAGUGACGCCCAUUUCCUUUCAAGCCACCUCAUUAUAGACUAUUCUUUGCUGGUUGGUCGAGAUGACACUAGCAAUGAGCUGGUAGUUGGAAUCAUAGAUUAUAUUCGAACAUUUACAUGGGACAAAAAGCUUGAGAUGGUUGUGAAGUCAACGGGAAUUUUAGGAGGACAAGGUAAAAUGCCAACUGUGGUCUCUCCAGAGUUGUAUAGGACUAGAUUUUGUGAAGCAAUGGACAAAUAUUUCCUGAUGGUGCCGGACCACUGGACAGGGUUGGAUCUGAAUUGCUGAAAUUCUGCAGAUGAUUUGAAGUAGACUGUGAAGGAACGUGGAUCUGAGCAAGAGACCCAACUGUAUGACAUGUUUAUUUUUUUGUCUCAUCUAUCACCGAACACAAAGGCCUUUCAGUUCUGUGAUUGCCCAUCGACUUUCUUUAGACUGUUCAUAACUGCAGGGUCAAAGCUCUGUGAAUUGUACUUUGCUUCUGCUACUUGAAAUUAGCUACCUGUAAAGCGGGGAACUAUACAGAGUUAAAUACAGGUUCCUCUCCAGGGGCUGUGAUCGGAGAUGACUGUGUAGGGCAAGAAACUGAGUAAAGCUCUGUCUGCUAGACUGCCACUAUCCGAUAGACCGUGACUGUCUGCUAGACCACGACUAUCUGAUAGACCGCGGCUGUCUGCUAGACCAUGACUAUCUGAUAGACCACAGCUGUCUGCUAGACCGUGACUGAUAGAUUGUGGCUAUCCGAUAGAUUGUGGCUGCCUGGUAGACCGUAACUGAUAGAUUGUGACUAUCCGAUAGAUUGUAGCUGUCUGGUAGACUGUGAGUGUCUGGUAGACCGUGACUAUCUGUCUAAUAGAUUGUAACUGUUUGGUAGACUAUGAUAGAUUAUGACUGAUAGAUUGUAGCUUGUCUGGUAGACUGUGCCUGUCUGACAUCACAUUUGACACUUUUUCCCUGAGACUUACAGACUUGCUUAGUUCAUUUUAGGUUUCCUGUGUAGUAACUUUUUGUGUGUACUUAUAAUUUCUGAAAUAUUUAGGAAAGUUCUUAUUUACUUCACUAAUUGCCAAUUAAACAGAUUGGUGCUUGCUUUAUUAGGAAUUUGAUUAAACUGGGAAUCCUGUCAUACUCUGUAUUCUCCAGCUCACCUUGUUUUUAAUUGUAUUUGAGGCUUUUAUUUUUGCGGGUGGUACGAGCCUCUAACCAGUGCUUUAAAGCCUUUCUUAGAGCACUACAAGGAGCUUGUGUAAAGCUUCUGUGCAGGUGUGCCAAGCAGCACUUAACCUGCACAUGCAUUCACAGACUGGAUGUUUCUCUAAUUUUGGGGAAACAGAAUGAGCAGGAAAUGAAUCUGUAGUCACUGAAUCCCAAACUGAAUAAUUAAUAAUGAAGGAUUUUUUUGAUAGUAAAAGAUAGAUUAGACCCAAUCUAAGAAACUGAGAGAGAAGGAAUAAUUGUUUUGUUUUGUUUUGUUUUAUAGUGGUAAAGUGUCUUUCAACACUGUUAGCAGUUUAAUGAGAUCUAUAAAGUAAAAAGGUUUCACUGUGGAUAUUCUCACUUUUAAGUUUUUACCACACUGACCAGUGCUGCUGAGAAAUGCUGAGAGGUGAAGUUAUUCCUAUUUAAGGACCGUGUUACUAACCAGCAGUCUUGUCUAAAAGGUGACUAGGAAUCCCGAACUAUGAGAUGCUUUCACCCCAGAAAAUAAUAAAAAAUAUGUGAACAUUUCCUCUUGGCUUUUAUGUGACAAGGAUAUUUGGGCAUUUAUAAAGUUGUAAUUCAAUUUUUUUCAAACUUCCUCUAAUAGCACAUCAAUAUUCACAGAAAAAAAAAAGGCUGGAUGUAUUGUGCUACACCUAAACUAGGCACAUGUCUGACAGGUUUGCUGUAGAGAGUGAAGUGGUAGCUAACUAUUUGUUUAUUGAGAGCUUUAGUCUUGAAUUCAGAGCAAAGCUGAAUAAGGAUGUACGUCUACCUGAUGUUGCACCUUGUGAAGGUGGACCAAACACUGGAGAGUCCAGUUGUGACGUCAAGGUCAGUAAAGGAGCUGUGCAGACAUGCAGACUGCGUGUGUGCUGCUUCUGCGCAUCCAGAAGCAAAGGCUUUCAUGUCUGGUUUGAAAUGCCAGCUCCGUUCAUUCUUUCUGUCUGGUUGGUUAGGGCUGUAUGUCCUCCCUACUUCCUCUGGCUGUACUGAUGCCUUUCCCUGCUGUGUGUGGUUGUUUUUGUUUUUCUUGUUGGUUUCAGUUCAGUGCACAUAGCUGAGCUCCAGGGAGGGCAGGAACCCCUGACAGGAGCAUGGUGUGCCCAACCUCUCUUGCCCCUGACUUGAAAAGCAAUUUUGCUUUUUAAAGUAUUGUUGCCUCUGGUAUUUUGGUAGCUAAACUUUCUGAGGCAAGAUUAUUGCUUUGAAAGCUUGAGUUUUCCUUUUAAAAUUAAUGUUUGGCUGGUAUUAAUGAAGGGGAAUUGCAUAAUUGAUCUGUCUUGCGAGAUACAAGUGUGUGACUCCUGGCUGCUUGCAUUUAGCCGCUGCCAUCGAUAUGUAUGUUUAUACAGUAUUUCAAAUGCUUUCAACUGAAUGACUGAUUUCCUCUUGAACUUUCUUUCAUGGCCCAAAGAAUUUUAAUGUUGAGAAGCUGUGAAUAAGGAAGAAAUCUCAUGCUCAGACUAUAAAAUGAAUUUCAAAGUAACUGAUAGUAACAUGAGAGAAUUAUGUCAACAUAUUGCUUUGUAUAAAAAAACUUAUUUAUAAAUUGAAGCUUUUUGAUGAUAUAAAAUUUUGUUUAAAAAUUAGAAGAGACUUAAUUUUUUUUUCUCUGCCUGAGGGAAGAAAGGAGAAAUGAGCUGUUGUGAGCCCCUUUGUAGUCUACUGUGUGCUUUAUGGGUUCUUAAGGUCCUAAAGAAAUCUAAGCAUCUGUAUAAAUAAAAGGGUCAUUCAGAUCAACAUUGGCUCGUGUGACAGCUUUGUGGCUGACUGUUUUUGGCCCUUUAACCAUCAGCAGUGGGUUUCGUGGAAAUGCCAAGGUGAGUUAUUAGCCUGUAGAAAGUUAGCAGAGUUUCGACUGUGAGAACUGUUGCCGGUGAGCCUGGUGGAGUCUGACCAGGACAUUCAUGCUCUCUCAGUGACUUACGCAGUAUUCAGAAUACCUAGUGCAAUGCCUUUUUUCUCUUUUUUGGUUGUUUUUGUAACGGGUGCAGUGUAUUAUAGGAAAAAAUGAAAAUUACAAUCAUGAGCAGUUUUGCUAACGCUGCGUUGUCAGUUUUAUAAAGGGAGAUGUACAUAAUGUCUUUCAACAGGUUUUAACCAGAAGAAAUAACAUUGUAAAUCACAGUAGCCUCCUAAUUUAAUAUGAAAAACUCAAUAUUAAAAGUACUUAAUGUAUUGAAAUGUAUAUAUUUCUCUAACCUUGUUUCCAAUGUUUUAUAUGAUUGACAUAUUAUUUAAAGAUAACCCUAACCUUUUAGAGACUUGUACUGUAAAUAAAGAGGACCUACAAUAAACGAAUUUACAUA